GAAAAGACGAAAAUUGUGCGGUUCUCACUUGUCUCGUCACGUCUAUCAUUUGAAAGAAAAAAUUAUGAAUUUACCAUAAUAAUUGUACAAAUUUCCAAUUGAAUUUAACAAAUAUUUAUUAAUCAAACCUUUGUCUAUUCAUUGUGUUUGAAAAUUUGUGUAAAAUUUGGAUAAAAAAUGUGAAAUUUCUCUGUGAGAAAAAUUGCAAUUUCAUAAGAAAAAAGUUCCAAUCCAAUCAGCCAGCAAAUACAUACCCAAGAGCCAAGAAAAUCAAUAUUUUCUUUUCCAACUUUGUGGCUUAAGGUAAAAGGAUAAAUUUGCAAUAAUUUCCAUCAAAAUGAUACAAAAAAAUGGAUAAAUUUGGUUAAGAAGGCCUAGGAGGAUACCUGAAACCCCUAACCACAGGAAAAAGAAUACUCUUUCAUUUUCUGAAGGAAAAAUAAAACCCUGGAGCAACCACCGAAAAAAGCUAACCGCAAAUCAUUAGAGACUUGAAGUUCUCUCUACACCCUCACUCGCUCACCUUUUCAAUCAGUCUCUGAGAAGCCAAGUGACUGACUGACUGACUAGGUGAUAGAGUUGACGUCGACGACCAAGCAAACAAGAAAAACGACAACAACAUCAACAACAAUGAAUGUAAUGCGUAAAUUACGUGGAGGUGGUGCCAACAAUGUUGGUGCCACCACAACAAACACCGCUGCAGCUAAUUCCAAUUCCACAACAUCUAACACAACCAAUGCCAUCAACAGCAGCAGCAGCGGUGGCAAUACUGCUGCAAGUGAUGAUCCAGUCACCGAAUCGCGCACUCAACUCAGCCUAAUGCACCUGAAGAAGCUCUUCAAUGAGUACACCCAUCCGAAAGAACCACUCAGCGAACAGGAACGAGAUCAGAAACUAUACAAUAUGCUUCCAUUGUUCUGCAAGGUAUUUAGUACAUGUCCCUCGUCGGAUAUGAGUGAAAAAUUCUGGGACGUAGUUGCAUUCUGUCAGCAAGUUGCUCGUCUCAUGGUUGCGGAAAUCCGCAAAAGAGCCUCCAAUCAGAGCACCGAAGCAGCAUCAAUUGCUAUUGUUAAAUUUCUGGAAAUUGAAACGAGCGAAGAGACCAGCAGUGGUUGGAUGUUAUUGUCAACAUUGAAUUUACUUGCAAAUGGUGAUGCUUCUUUGAUUCAGGUAAUGACUGCAGCAGCAGUACCAUCGACACUUGUUAAAUGUCUCUACCUGUUCUUUGAUUUGCCUGAAGUCACUGAUGAUCCUCCAUCUGAAAAUGGAGAAGCAAUUAGUGAUUUCAAUGCCAUGGAAAGGAGAACAUUGCUUCAGAAGAUUUUUGUACAACUUCUAGUCAAAUUAUGCUCAUAUCCAUAUCCAGCUGAAGAAUUGGCUAGAAUGGAUGAUUUGACAUUGUUAUUUUCGGCUAUAACAUCGCCUUGUCCAAUACAAAAUGUUGUAUGGAGGAAGAGUGCUGCAGAAGUUCUAACUACUCUAUCCAGACAUGGAUUGAAAGAUGGAGUUGUUAGUUAUAUACAUUCCAAAGGAUGCAUGGCACUUUGUGUUGAUAAUAUGCAACGCCUGACAGAUGCUAAUCCACUUGAAAUAGUGGAAAUGUUUGUCACAGUGUUUUGUUUUCUAAAAGAUUCUAGUCAAGUAUCGCAGAUAUUAUUGGAUGACUUUAAAGCCUCUCAAGGAUAUCUGUUUUUAAGUGAAUUUUUGCUCAAAUUUGAAAGUGAUCGCACUCGUUCCAUUGAAGUGCAAGCUGCUAUACGCAACCUCGUUCUAAUGAUCUCAUCGCUAUGCAUGUGUGGUUUUGUCGAGCUACGACCACCACCAGCACAGUCCAAUAGUUUAUUUAAAAUGCAAAAUUUCCAAAUGCCACAAGCCACAUCCCGUGAGACUUGUGUACGUAAUAUAUACGCCUUCCAGGUGCUACAAACUGUAUUCCUUAAAUCUACAUCGCCAACACUUUGUUGCACCAUACUGGAUGCCAUUUCACGGGUAUAUCAUUCAGAAAAUGCAAACUACUUCAUUUUGGACUCUGAAAAUACACUCAGUCAAUUCACGGAGAAAAUCCAUCAAAAAGGACCUCAAAUCCAGGAGAAAUUCUUCGAUCUACUCGAAUUCAUUGUGUUCCAGUUGAAUUUUGUUCCUUGUAAGGAAUUGAUCUCAUUGUCGUUGCUCCUUAAGAACAAUCAUUCAACUCCGUGUAGUAUAUUGUGUCUUAAGACUUUGCUAAAUAUACUAAGGCAUAAUAAUGUCUUCAAGGAUGUCUAUCGGGAAGUUGGAAUCUUGGAAGUUUUCGUUACCUGUUUGAUGAGAUAUUCCGACUAUGUGCGGAAAAUAACUAAUGAUGAUGAGAAUCUAGAAGUCGAUGUAGGAGAUAACCAAUGUGAUUUGUUAGGAAAACAUGUCCUAGAAGCUUUGACAAUCCUGCUUGCAGGAAGCAAUAAUAAUGCAAAUGUAUUUCGUGAAUGUGGAGGAGCCAAGUGCACACAUGAACUUGUCAAAUUCAAGCAUUGCCGGCAUCAGACUCUUGGAAUUAUCCGAGAAUUGAUUCUCUCUGCUGGAGGAGAUGAUGAUAUGCUCUUUAUCUUGAGCGUAAUGCACUCUGUUCCAGCAUACCAAGUCGAAUUUAAGAUACAAAUUCUAAACAUGCUCCUCGGAUGCUUGAAAGACAGUCAUCGAACGCGAACAGUAUUCAGAAAAGUCGGUGGAUUUGUCUACCUGACAAGUGUUUUUGUCUCACUCGAUGGAAAACUAAAUGACAACCUUGAGGAGAAUACUGCAGAUCUGGGAAUAACCCAAGAUGAUCUCAUUUUACUACUGCAAAUAGUCUGUCAGACCUUGGCUACUGCAAUGCGUUUUGAACCAGCAAAUGCAAAGUUCUUUCACCAUGAAAUCUGCACAGCUUCGUUGUGUGAAACCCUGCGACUGUUGGGAUGCUUCACCAGUGGCACUGAGUUAACUGAUAUUUUUGGUGAAUUCAAAGCUGACGGAGAUGUUCAGCGAUAUUUCCAUGAAGUAUUCAGUGGAGAAAUUCUAAAUUUCAGUUUUCGAGAAACUGUUCCCAGGUCUUUGUCAUACGUGUGUGUAGUUUAUCGGUUGCUCUAUAGCAUUGCAUUGGAUAAUUUCGAGCAACCUAAUCUCAAUGGAGUGAUCAAUUUGUUUGUGGAUCAAACUUUACGUUCACCGAGUCAGGAACUUCCAACACAGCAUCCAAAUUUAUUGAAUCUAUCACAACCCAAUCCUGAACCGAGAAUUGUUCAUCCAGGAGUGGUCAUUUGCAUGCUUCAGCUACUUCCAUCAGUUGGACAUUCCAAGGAACAAGGCAAAGCUAUGAAUUUGCAGGUAUAUCUGUCAGAGAUCAUCAAAAGUUUGGUUCGAAGUGAGAGAAAUCAGCAGAUUAUGUGCGACUAUGGAUUGGCUGGACACUUGUUGAAAAUCGGUCGACGAGCUCUGAGUGAAGAAGAUAAUCCUCUGCAUGUUCCAUUGCAGUAUAUUUUGGAGCGUCUUGCAGCACAGGCACUUCAGCCGACCGAAUUGCGAGAGUUCCUUCGUCUCGGAGCACCAUUGUCAUGUUCGGACAUAAAUCUCGACAAACCAUACUGCAUGGGUGGACCAGUUCCACUCACACGAAUUAAAACUCUAGUUUCCAUGACAACUCCACGAGACUUCCGAGCACAUGGAUCGAGUACAUUGCCACCAUUUGUUGAAAUGGACAUGUCAGCUGAAGGAUUUGGAUGUCUCUACUUGCCCAGUUUGGCACCACAAGCAGCAGCCACUAGUGGUGGGACAAUUGAUUCGAGUACUAUCGGAGGAAUUGGAGCUGGUGAUCGGAUAUUUCCACCACAAACAGGUCUAACUUACUCCACUUGGUUUUGUGUUGAGAAGUUCUCAGAUCCAAAGACAGAUCCACAUUGUGUUAGGCUUUUGACUUUGGUCAGAACCAUUAAUAACCCACGAGAAGAGAAUUUGGUGUGUUUAUCGAUUCUUUUAUCGGCAAGGGACAAGGCGAUUGUUGUCUCAACCCAGGAGACUCUAGUUACUCCAAGUAAAAAUCUUGGAGAUUGGGAACCAGAGGGUUCAGAUGAUGGUAAUGCCCGAAUAUGGUGUCCUGAUCUCUUACACGAAGGUCAAUGGCAUAAUUUGGUUGUUGUCCUCAAUCGAGCUGUGCUAAAGAAUUCAAGUUUGUCACUCUAUCUCGAUGGAACUCCAAUGCACACUCAAAAACUUCAUUACAUCUCACAAAAUCCUGGAGCUGGUUCGGCAAAUCUUGCCGUUGCAAGUCAAGUAUUCGGCUAUAUUGGAACUCCACCGAUUUGGAGAAGAUAUUCACGCCUGUGCUGGAAGCAGGGUGUUUGUCAUUUAAUCGAAGAUGUUCUUCAACAACAAACCGUUCAGACAAUUUACAAUUUAGGUCCACACUAUAUGGGAUCAUUGCAAGCACCACAAAUUGGUAAACAAAAUGAACCUCUAAAUCCUCUGGUGUCUGAGGAUAAAGUUCUGCUAGGAUUGAAUGCCAAAGCUGUAUCACAAUUAACUUUGGUCAAAAUUCGUAAGGUUUAUAGUCGAACGGAUAAUAAAUCCAUAGCUAAGCAGUUGGGAAUGAAUUCACAUGAAAAUGCAACACCAAUUAAGAUCCUUCACAAUUCUGCUGGGCAUUUAGCUGGAGCUGGUCGUUCUCUAGGUGGUGUCGUAGUAGGCUAUCUUGGAGUUCGUGUCUUCAGUCCACAUCCAGUCUCGGCCAUGAUUGACACUGUUGGUGGUUGUAAUGUCUUACUGGGAAUCAUAGCAAUGGCUCAAGACGUUGAAAGCCUAUAUGCCGGUGUAAAAGCCCUAACUUGUGUGGUUCGUAGUAAUCGUGCUGCACAAAGUGAAAUGGAUCGUAAACGUAGCUAUCAAACUUUGGGAAUGUUCUUUAAGAAGAAAAAGAAUCUCCUCAACUCACAUAUAUUGCAUUUAACUUUUGGCCUAGUGGGCACUGUAAAUAGUGGUCAAGAUAUGGCCGCCAUUCCAAAUAUAACCGCAUUCCAAGAUUUACUCUGUGACUUAGAAAUCUGGCAUGGAGCUCCCAAUGGCUUGUUAAGGUCAUUGUUGGAACAUUUAUUGGAACUUGCCGUCGAAUCAAAUGAAAAGAAACAAAAUGUUAAAAUUAUGAGAGAUCUGCAGUUGCUGAAUAAGUUGCUGAAUAUAAUAACCGAUAUAAAUGAUCAUUCUACACGAGAGAUUCUUUUCUCGUUGGUUGAAACGCUUUUGGGUGGCCAACCUAGACAUAGUGAUCUUCUCCUGUUUGGACAGUAUAUUGCUGCAAAGCUGCCCAAGUUUGAUCAAAUAGAAAGAUCGGUAAUCUUGCCAUCGAUGGUUAAGAAGGACGGUGAUGAUCUUGCUGCUCAGAAUAUUUAUUUAAGGAAUCGAUGUCUAUCAUUGCUCCAUGGACUGCUCUUUACACCAAGAAAUACUGUGAAUUAUAUUAUUUGCGAUGAUAUCUCCAAGACUUUGGGAAUGGAUUGGUUGUUGUUAUUCAUGCAGCCACAUGUUCAUUUCACCUCUGUGAUCAUAGCAGUGAGAAUUUUGGUAGUUGUCUGUGCGAAUGAGUGCUUCUUGGCACGUUUCCGGGAUAGUACUCACAAUGGUGGUUAUUUGAGAUUCACAGAAUUGAUUUCACAAAAGAAGAGCAUUUGUCUAGGUGGACCUCAGCUCGGUUCUGGAGGAUCAACUACAAACGGUGGAGUUAUGGUAUCAUCAUCAAAUCCAAAUACUCAACUCCCAUCACAGAUUGCUGGAGAAGUUCGAACAUCGGUGUUGCAUGUUCCUGGUUUUCAAAUGCUCGAAUGGCUGCUACAAAAUCAUUUAGAUGUUCCCGAGUUGUACUUUUUGAUUACAGCACUUAUCAUGGGGCAGCCUGUGAAGCUUCUUGCUUCGGAACACACAAAAUUUGACUUGGAUCGUGUUUGGGCAUUCCUCUGGGGAACACCAGUUUCUCAUGCAUCGGCAUCUUCGGUAACUCCAAAGAUGAAUGUUUGUCCGGAAGCAGUGUGUGUCUUGCUUGGAAUGGUUCGUGCAAUUGUUCACACUAUUGAUACAGCCGAUUGGCUAAAGAGUCAUCCUGAGACCAUAAUUCAGCUCUUAUUCUCGCUCUACCAGAAUCUUCCUGAUUUUAUGCCGGUCAUGAUGUCAGGAGAUGUUGUGAGCUCGUUAGUGGCUGUAUUAUUCCCAAUGGCAAAAGAUGGACCAGAUUCGGAGCCAAAUAGUGGCACAUCAACACCAACUGAUAGUUCGGGAUGCUAUGUCGUCCACUCGCCAAUUUCUCUCAUUCCACAUGUCACCUUGACAACUCAUCCUGUUCGAAAGUUCGUUAUUGAUUUCUUGCGGGUAAUUGUUGUAGAUUCCUUGAGUCUUUCGAUGCAUGGCAAAUCAACACCAGUUGUCGAUCUUGUCAUUGAUGCAUCACCAGAAACGGCUGAUAUGAGACAUCAAGUGGAAUAUCAAACCGAGAUCAUUACAGCUCUGGUAGAUCAUCUUCUAGCAGCUGAUGUUCUAGUGGGAGAGCAAGCGGCUCUUCCUAUCGUUCCUCUACUGCAAUCCCAUGUCCAGAAUAUUGCUCCCAAUGUAUUCUAUUUCACUGCCCGAGUUGUUGACAAAAUGUGGCAGGGAUGCUUACAAAAAAAUCCCCAUGACAUCUUUGAUUUUGUCAUAAAAUUGAUUGCCCAAGCUAAACGACGAUCAUCGGCACUGUCUCUCGAACAGCUUCAUCAUUCUCUGAAUCGUUCGAUUUUAUAUUUGCUCUCUCGACCCACAGAAGCCAUCACAGAACAAAUGUCUGUGCUGGAAGCUCUCCACAAAAUCAUCACACAUCGUUUAUUGAUCUUUGGAGCUGGAAAUCAUGAAUUGGAAUUCAUUGGAUGUCUGACUUAUUGCCUGCUCCAAUUGACCGCAGACAUGAAGAUCAUCCUAGAGCCGUCCACAAGCAGAAGUACCACAUGGCAUGUGAAUCCUCAAGUAGAUGUAAUCGAACCACGUGAUGAUCAUUUAAAUCAGUUGCAAGGAAGAAAUCUCAUUGUUGGAGCAGCCUUCCGUGUUUGGGAGGAGCUGUAUGUCUGCAAGAAACCAGCGAUUGAGGAGGUCUUCAAAAUCACUCUAACAGCACCUCCAAAUAACUCAAAAGCACCUGAUUUGCAGACAACUCGAGAACAAGUUAUGGAAGUUGCCUCUAAACUUUGGUUCAAUUAUGUCGACACCGAACGAAAGGCAUCAUAUCGCAUUCCUUGGGAAAUUCACAAUCAAAUUCAAUCGAAGAUACAAAAAGUCACAGGAGGCUUAACUCGUCUGGCCAGUCGAACCAAAGUCAAGAAAGACGAAUUGGUUCGAGUAAAGUCGACUAUGAGCAAAGAGAGUGCCUUUGAAUGUACAGCUAUUCAUGUCCAGUUAAUUAGAGAUUUGUGGGAGAUGCGAUGCAAACAAUAUACCCAAAUGAUUCAACACACUCAACGUUAUGUGUUCCAAGAUUGGAUUCAAUCGGAAACCGAUUUGACUAGAGAACGUGGUUUGUGGGGUCCCGAGGGUGUUUCAACUCUAGACAAAUGGAUGUUGGAUACCACAGAGGGACCACAUCGCAUGCGAAAGAAGACUAUGCGCAAUGAUUUGUUUUACUUGCAAUAUCCAUAUCGACCUGGUAUUGAUCUACCUGAUAAUCGUCAAUUAAAAUACAAAGUUGCCACAAGUUUUGAUAGUAAAAUUUACUUUACCCAUUGCCAGUUGCCACCAAGGAUUCUGUGCGAGACAGAGAGCAUGAUUCAACAUGGUCCGGAUAAUAGAUCGUCGACUGAGUGUGCAUCGAAUGGAACACCACCUCAGAGUCCGACUGGAGAGCAGCCGCCAGGAAAGAUUGGAGGUAUCGGUGGUCCACAGGAGUCAAUUGAUGGAAAUACUGGUGGGGAGGAACUCGAUGAAGAAGAGGAAGAUAUGUCGAUGGUGUCGGAUAAUGAGACAUUCUUGCGAUUGCUUGAAGAGCAGGAAAAAAUCUCCUAUAUGUUCCGAUGUGCUAGAAUUCAGGGACUUGACACUACUGAGGGAUUAUUGUUAUUUGGCAAGGAACACUGUUACAUUGUGGAUGGGUUUACUUUGCUUAAGAAUCGAGAAAUUCGUGAUAUUGAUACUCUGCCGCCCGGAACUUAUGAUCCAAUUAUACCUAAUUCAGGAGGAACCACAAGAACUCAGAAAAUGAAGCAGUGCUCGAAGUUUUCCUACGAGGAAAUCCGUGAGGUUCACAAGAGAAGAUAUCUCUUACAGCCGAUUGCCUUGGAGGUAUUCUCCGAAGAUGGACGGAAUUACUUGCUUAGUUUUCCAAGGAAAGUUAGAAAUAAGGUUUACCAAAGAUUUAUGUCACAUGCAACAGCAAUUUCUGACAACGCUCAGCUAUCAGUAGCAGGACAAAAACGAACUGCAAGUGUUGAACAGACAUCGGGAAUAUUUAGCAGUUUGAUUGGUGAGACUUCUGUUACACAGCGAUGGGUGCGUGGAGAAAUAUCAAAUUUUCAGUACUUGAUGCAUUUAAAUACUCUUGCCGGCAGAUCAUAUAACGAUCUCAUGCAAUAUCCUGUCUUCCCCUGGAUUCUAGCUGAUUAUGAUUCAGAAGAAUUAGAUUUAACAAAUCCGAAAACUUUUAGAGAUUUUUCAAAACCAAUGGGCGCUCAGUCGGAAGAGAGAUUGGAACAGUUUUUGAAAAGGUUUAAGGAAUGGGACGAUCCACAUGGCGAAACACCACCCUAUCACUAUGGCACCCAUUACAGUUCGGCAAUGAUUGUUUGUUCCUAUUUGGUUCGUUUAGAACCAUUCACUCAGCAUUUUCUUCGUUUGCAAGGUGGCCAUUUUGAUUUAGCCGAUCGUAUGUUCCAUAGUAUCAAAGAAGCUUGGCUAUCAGCUUCAAUUUAUAAUAUGGCUGAUGUUAAAGAAUUGAUACCUGAAUUUUUCUACCUCCCUGAGUUUGUAACGAAUUCAAAUAAUUUUGAUUUGGGUUCAAAACAGAAUGGCGAUACCCUUAACCAUGUAAUUCUCCCUCCAUGGGCCAAACAAGAUCCCAGAGAAUUCAUAAGGGUACAUCGGAGUGCCUUAGAGUGUGAUUAUGUCAGUCAGAAUUUACAUUUGUGGAUUGAUUUAAUAUUUGGAUGUAAGCAACAAGGACCUGCAGCUGUUGAGGCAGUUAAUGUAUUUCAUCAUUUGUUCUAUGAAGGAAACGUUGAUAUUUACAACAUUGAUGACCCCUUAAAGAAAAAUGCCACAAUUGGCUUCAUCAAUAAUUUCGGUCAAAUACCCAAACAGUUAUUCAAAAAGGCCCAUCCGGCCAAGAAAAUGGGUAAUUCUCGACAUUCAGUAAUCGACCCAGGUCCACUGAUUGGAAAUACAACAGUUCUUCAAUCCGAUCGUCUCUUCUUCCAUAAUCUUGACAAUUUAAAACCAAGUCUGCAACCAAUUAAAGAAUUAAAAGGUCCUGUAGGACAGAUCCUGCAGCCAGAUAAGACUGUAUAUGCUGUGGAACAGAAUAAAGUUAUGAUGCCGCCAUCAUAUACAAAAUAUAUAGCUUGGGGAUUUGCAGAUCAUUCGCUUAGAAUCGGUUUGUAUGAUUCAGAUAAGGCUUCAUUCGUGUCUGAAGCUGCUGCCCAGAAUUCAGGGGAAAUUCUCUCCUGUGCUUGUCCGAAUUCCAAGAUGAUUAUAACUGCUGGUACAAGUUCAGUAGUAACCAUCUGGAAGUUUGAUGCCAAUAAGAAGACUCUCAUUGUUCGAAAUUCCCUGCAUGGACAUACAGACGCAGUUACAUGCCUGGCAGCAAGUGCAGCUUACAAUGUCAUCGUAUCGGGAUCAAGAGAUGGAACUGCAAUUGUUUGGGACAUGUCGAGGUUUACAUUUGUGCGACAACUUCGAGGACAUGUGGGAGUGGUUGCUGCUGUGGCAAUCAAUGAACUGACUGGAGACAUUGCUACCUGUUCGGCAACAUGGUUGCAUGUGUGGUCAAUUAAUGGAGAUGCUUUAGCGACGGUCAACACGAGUGUGGGCAGUGCUGAUCGAAUGCAACAGAUUCUCUGUGUUGCAUUCUCACAAAUUCGAGAAUGGGAUCAACAGAAUGUUAUCAUUACUGGAUCAACUGAUGGUGUAGUUAGGAUGUGGUCUCUAGAGUAUUCACAAGUUCCAAUUGAACGAAAACUAAAAAGAUGUCCAGAGGUGACAUCACAAGAUAAAGUUCCCGAAAAAGAUGAAAAAGAUUCAGCCAAUGAAGCAUCAAAGAAAUUGGAUUUAUUUAAACAAAUGAAAAGUAUGUCGUCCAAUGAAGGAAAUGAAAUUGCAAAAUCUGCUUCAGAGAGUAGUAUAUCAGAAGCAUGUGAUCUGUCAGAGAAAUCCGCUAAAUCUGACGAUUCAGAUAAGAAAUUAGACACUCUGGCAAAUUCAGAAAGAAGAAAAAGUAGUUUGGCGGGAACCAAAUCGUUGCAUGAGAUGAAAUCAUCUACUGUAGAUGAGACACGUUCGGCAGCUUUAGACAGAUCUGAGAGUACUGCUGAAAAAAGUAAUAUUGAAGAUCGUGCGAUACGUCCAAGUAAAUCAGAUACAAGUAUAACAGAAUCAUUUGUUGUUGUUGAUAAUGAUCAACGAAAUAAAAAUGAUAAUUUAUUAAGAAAAGGUUUUCGAUGGAAUCGGCAGCUAAUGUUUAGAUCAAAAUUAACAAUGCAUACGGCUUAUGAUAGAAAAGAUAAUGCAGAACCAGCUAGUAUAACAUCAUUGACUGUAUCGAAGGAUCACAAGAUUUUAUAUGUUGGUGAUGCCCGUGGACGAAUAUUUUCAUGGAGUGUUACAGAACAACCAGGUCGUGGAGUUGCCGACCAUUGGCUCAAAGAUGAAGGAGCUGAUCAAUGUGUAAAAUGUCAUGUCAAAUUCAAUCUUUAUGAACGCAAACACCAUUGUCGCAAUUGUGGUCAAGUAUUUUGCAAUAAAUGUAGUCGCUUUGAAUCAGAAAUAUCUCGAUUGCGAAUACUUAAACCAGUACGAGUGUGUCAGACAUGCUAUAGCAGCUUACGUUCUCAAUCUGUUGAGAGUUAAGUUAAAAUAUAAUAAUAAACUUAAGAAAACUGCACUAAAAAUAAAAAAAAUUAAAAGAAACAAAAAAGAAACCAUGAAACAAUAAUAAUCAUUAAAACAAAAAAUUUAUAGAAAACCCCCCUCUCCUCUUUCCUCAUUAAUUGUCUAUAUAAUCAUGAAAAGUAAUAAAAUUAAAAAGAAAAAAAAAAAAAAAAAUUACAUAAUGUCACUCAGUUUGUGUAGAAAAUUUUUGUAUUGUUUAUUUAUAAUCUAUACAUUUUUUUAUGUUUAUCAUAAAAGUAACUUAAAUUAGUAAAAAUAGUUUUACCAAAAAAAAAAAAAACAAUGUAAAUGUAAAUGUGUUGCUUGUUAUUAAAUACAAUAUAAGUAGAAAAAUCAUAAUUUAUUAAAAAUAAAAAAAGACAUACCUACAUUUUGAAAAAUGUAAGUUAAAAUAAAAAUGUUAAAAAAAAACACCCAAUAAAUAUAAAUAAAUACAAAUAAUGAGAAACAUACAAUAAUAAUUAUUAAAAAAAAAGAAUGAAAACAAAAAUUUUAGAUCGAAUUUAAAGAAAACAAAAAAAAAAUUUAAGUAAUAAUAAAAUUAAUAGAGAAAAAGUAUUAACAAAUAAAAUCAGAACAAAAUUGAAAAUUGUUAUUGUGUUGUUCAAUAAAAUAAAAAAACAAAAAAAAAAAAAUAUUUAUAUAAAUGCUUGAAAGAAAA
Messenger RNA from Episyrphus balteatus (marmalade hoverfly), 11779 nucleotides. RefSeq names its product WD repeat and FYVE domain-containing protein 3 (gene bchs). The record is from RefSeq and is a predicted model, not a curated record. NCBI's taxonomy places the organism in Eukaryota, Metazoa, Arthropoda, Insecta, Diptera, Syrphidae. Bases 631 to 11076 code for a protein of 3481 amino acids. Gene Ontology annotation, molecular function: metal ion binding; protein binding. The transcript is spliced from 22 exons.